AUGAGUUACUCGACACGAAAUUCCUUUUAUCUUCGCAUCUCCAAAAACAUCGUGCUACCCAUAUACGUCUAUCUCGAUGAGCGACAUGUAAACUGGAUGUCAGACACUGUUCUGCAACAUGUGUUAUCUGAUCUGCGUCCCCAUAUUCUACCGAAGUUGAGAACUGAAGCUGAUGGGCUUAAGAGUGGCUCUUCGAUACAUACGAAUGCUACCGUUGACACACAUAGAGGCGAUUCCUACCAAUUUUGCUAUUUCAUUCGUAAAACGGAGCCUCAUUCGGUCGUUAUUAAGACUAGGAACUUCCGAACUGCACCCAGACGAACCCCGUCAACUAUUUCAUCAAACGUAGCACCCUCAUCAAGUAAAAGGCAGGCGAAAAGGAGAGAUAUAUCAACCUCUAACCAAGCGAAGAACAAAAGGCGUAGAACAGAGUCGAAUAUCCAAGAAGAGAGCGACAUUGCAAUGAUAGGCGAGGAUGAUAUAAAUGCGGAUGAAGCUAGUAUCAAUGCAGACGCUGAAAUUCCCCCCAUUGAGCUCGAGAUAGAGGAAGAGGAAGCAAAGCCAAAACCUGUUCUAGGCUUGACAUAUCAAGGUUUCAGUAUAUACGGACAAUGUUUGUGUGUGGUGGUUGAACCUUGGCCCGUUGUACGGUCAUCGACAGUCGCACCUGUGUUUGCAAAAGCAACACAAUCAUCGCAACCUAUAGUCCGAGCGCAAACUCCUCUAUUUCUUCCUGAGGAGCAAGAAGAUACAGAAAAUCAUCAACAACCUUGGCGCUCAAAUAUUAACCAAGCUUACCUCCACCAAGUUCUUAAAGAGGUGGACCCGUCGGACAACGAGGAUGACAUGGGUGGGAUGCUUGAAUAUAGUCAAGUGCUCAAAAACAUAAGUGGUGACAGAGCUGGAGCUGUUAACGAUGAUGAAGAUAUCGAUGGAUCUAUCCUUUUCGGCGAUGCAGAUGAAUUUAAAGAGUUGUAA
This is a messenger RNA of Psilocybe cubensis, 978 nucleotides long. RefSeq lists its product as uncharacterized. The transcript has 5 exons. Bases 1 to 978 code for a protein of 325 amino acids. NCBI's taxonomy places the organism in Eukaryota, Fungi, Basidiomycota, Agaricomycetes, Agaricales, Agrocybaceae. The record is from RefSeq and is a predicted model, not a curated record.